Dentiscutata heterogama is the source of this 505-nucleotide messenger RNA. NCBI's taxonomy places the organism in Eukaryota, Fungi, Glomeromycota, Glomeromycetes, Diversisporales, Gigasporaceae. The record is from the annotation of a GenBank genome assembly.
ACUAGAAGUAAAUUUGACUAAAGUCCUAGAUAUCGCUCAUAAAUGGAGGGCUGUCCUCCUACUUGACGAGGCUGAUAUUUAUCUCGAAAAGCGUGAUACAAUCAAUAUAGAACGUAAUGCGAUGGUUGGUGUAUUUUUACGUCUGCUUGAAUAUUAUCAAGGAGUCCUCUUUUUGACAACAAAUCGAGUUACAAAUUUUGAUGAUGCUAUCUGUUCACGAGUUAGCAUGUUCUUCCAUUACCCAAAACUCAAUGAAAAAGAAAGACUUGGAACAUGGGCUAAUUUCAUAAGACGUGGUAAUCUUCCUUUCAAGGCAGAUGACUUUGUUAAUUAUGAGUUGAAUGGUCGUGAGAUUCGUAAUGUUAUUCACAUCGCACAAAAGUUGGCGCAAGAUAAGGGUACAGAUUUGUGUUCAAGUAUUAUGAUAGAUGUAAUUGAAACUGUUCUUGGAUUCCAAAAUGAAAAGAAUAGAAAAAACAUUACACCUAAUGGUGUGAACCAUUAA